AUGAGAAAGGAACUAAUUUCGAAACCUACACAUGAACUAUCGGAGAAAGCUAAAGUCUGGGACAACGCCUUCAAAAUCAAGUUUCAAGAGCCGGCCAACUUCCUCACUGGGUUAACUAACCGCUUAGAAGAAGUCGCCAGUGACAGUGUAACUUGGUCGUUGUCCAGUCGUCUGGAUAUGGGAAGACAAGAUCUAUUUGUGAGCUUGGGUCUAAAGGGAUUUCUCUCAUAUACGUGUGUUUCCGUAGUAAAAGUUCAACCGGUUACCCACCGGCAACUCCGAUGA
Molecule: messenger RNA, 285 nt
Organism: Paraglomus brasilianum
Lineage: Eukaryota; Fungi; Glomeromycota; Glomeromycetes; Paraglomerales; Paraglomeraceae
Source: the annotation of a GenBank genome assembly